UAUACCUUUCAAAGAUGAACAUGAACAUAGAACCUUUGACCAAGCGUUGAAAUGAGCAAGAUUAAAUUUUUAUUUAUAUCAUAGCAAAUUAUAUUAUAAAGCAACUUGGUCAAUUAUCGUGUGUCAUGUUAUCAUCCAUUAACCUCAUAGUUACCUUAAUUUCUAUUAUCUGUAUAAUUAAUUGUGUUAUUUGUAACCAAGUUUUCACCAACUCCUUUUAUGUGCACCUCAAUGGACCAUAUGGAUCAGAUGUUGCCCAUCGUAUAGCUCAGAAACAUGGGUUCAUCAAUUUAGGACCUCUUCUCAAUUCUCCUGAUGAGUUUCAUUUUCUUCAUCGGGCAUUACCACAUUCCAGAACAAAAAGAAGUAUAUCUCAUACCAGGAAGCUUAAAAAUGAUCCGCAGGUAGAUUUUGCGGUCCAGCAAUCUGGAUUUAAACGAGUUAAACGUGGUUAUCGCCAACUUAUUCUGGGUCCAGAACACCUUUCACUUAAUCAGGAGCCAUCUGAUCCUUACUUUCCUUACCAAUGGUAUCUGAAAAAUGUCGGCCAAAAUGGGGGCAAACCGAAAUUGGACUUAAAUGUGGAGGCAGCCUGGGCCCAAGGGUAUACAGGGAAAAAUGUAACAACCGCCAUUAUGGAUGAUGGAGUCGAUUACAUGCAUCCAGAUCUCCGUGAAAACUAUAAUGCCAAAGCCAGUUAUGAUUUCAGCAGCAAUGAUCCAUACCCUUACCCACGUUACACUGAUGAUUGGUUCAACAGCCAUGGUACUCGUUGUGCUGGUGAAGUUUCUGCUAAACGUGAUAAUGGAAUCUGUGGUGUUGGUGUUGCCUAUGAUUCAAAGGUGGCUGGCAUACGAAUGUUGGAUCAACCUUAUAUGACUGAUUUAAUUGAGGCCAAUUCGAUGGGCCAUGAACCUGAUCUCAUUGAUAUUUAUAGUGCUAGUUGGGGUCCUACUGAUGAUGGUAAAACUGUGGAUGGACCUAGAAAUGCAACCAUGAGAGCAAUUGUCAGAGGCGUUAAUGAGGGGAGAAAAGGUUUAGGUAAUAUUUACGUUUGGGCAUCAGGUGAUGGUGGUCAAGAUGAUGAUUGUAAUUGUGAUGGUUAUGCGGCUUCGAUGUGGACUAUAUCAAUUAACUCUGCGAUCAACAAUGGAGAGAAUGCUCACUAUGACGAAUCUUGUUCAUCAACACUAGCAUCAACAUUUAGUAAUGGAGCUAAAGAUCCUCAUACUGGAGUUGCAACAACUGAUUUAUAUGGUAAAUGCACAAAAACACACUCAGGGACUUCAGCAGCAGCUCCUGAGGCAGCAGGAGUAUUCGCCUUGGCUCUAGAGGCUAAUCCUAAUCUUACAUGGAGAGAUAUUCAACAUUUAACAGUUUUAACAUCUAAACGAAACUCAUUGUAUGAUAGUAAAAAUCGUUUUCAUUGGAAUAUGAAUGGAGUGGGACUUGAAUUCAAUCAUCUUUUUGGUUUUGGUGUUUUGGAUGCUGGUGCUAUGGUUGCCUUGGCUAGUAUCUGGAAAACUGUUCCACCUCGUUACCACUGUGAAGCUGGUUCUAUACAGAAAACUAUUCCGAUUCCCAGCAAUGAAAGUCUUUUCCUCCAUAUUGAUACCAGUUCUUGUGCUGGAAAAGAUUCAGAAGUUAAUUACAUCGAACAUAUUCAAGCUGUUAUAACAUUAAAUUCAACUCGCCGUGGAGAUGUUACCCUGUUUCUUAUAUCUCCUAUGGGCACAAGAUCAAUGAUUUUGAGUCGACGUCCAAAGGAUGAUGAUUCUCGUGAUGGUUUUACCAAAUGGCCAUUCAUGACAACACACACUUGGAGUGAAAAUCCUCGAGGUCGUUGGACAUUGGAGAUUAAGUUUGAUGGAGACAAACCACAAAAGGGUUUCUUCAAGGAAUGGACUUUAAUGGUCCAUGGAGCCAAAGAGCCACCUUACAAAGAUUUACCCGUUUUGGACAAAAAUUCAAAGCUGGCCAUCGUUAAAAAGGCUCAUGAACUGGCUUUUACCCAUUAAACAACAAAAUUCCUUUUUUCUUUCUCAUCAAGAAUCGCUGAACAAAAUGAUAAAUAUAUAAGAAUGUAUAUUUCUAUGUGAAAAGAUAUCAAGAAACCCUGAAAGGCAAAAGAACCAAGGAAAAAGUUAAUCAAUCACAGAGAAUAAUAUAAAUUUUGAGUAUCGAUGAAAACAAAUGUGAAAACUGUCAAAAUCAAGUCCAGUAACAAUCAAGAGUGAGAUAAUUUGAUCUUCCCCUUUUGUUUUUGCUUUUGUUUUAUUCAAGGGAAAAUCUUAUAACCCAUUUAUGACGUUUAAAGUGUAAACAGCAAAACAUGAAAUUCAGCUCCUACUCCUCCUGAUUUCCGAAACAUUCCGUUAUUUUUCAACCUUCUGAUGUUCAUCAUCAUUCACUUUUCACUUUUAUUCUUAAGAAACAAAAGACGAAACAAUUACAUAUUUGAUAAUCAAGAAGGAGACGGAAAGGAGACUCAAAGUGAUAACUGAGAGAAAUGGCGAAAAGAAUGGAAAAUUCAUUGCAAUCAACAAGUCUCCUAAUUUCAAGUCAAAGCCUAUUCUAACAUUCUGACUCUCAAUUAUAUUAAUUAUCUUAAUAUUAUUAUUAUGAUGAUGAUUAUUACUAUUAAUUUGUUAUUUACCGUUAAUUAUGUUCCACAGAAACAAAGAAAAAAAUAUAUAAAUGGCGUUCAUGUUGAUAUUUUUCUUUCUCCGAUCUAGUCUUUUGAUUAAAAAUUAUUUCAAAACGAGA
Messenger RNA from Tetranychus urticae (two-spotted spider mite), 2766 nucleotides. It is a transcript of the gene amon, whose product is annotated as prohormone processing protease amontillado. Gene Ontology annotation, biological process: peptide hormone processing. The record is from RefSeq and is a predicted model, not a curated record. Gene Ontology annotation, molecular function: serine-type endopeptidase activity. NCBI's taxonomy places the organism in Eukaryota, Metazoa, Arthropoda, Arachnida, Trombidiformes, Tetranychidae. Gene Ontology annotation, cellular component: membrane; neuron projection.